This is a messenger RNA of Anopheles cruzii, 715 nucleotides long. It is a transcript of the gene mRpL27, whose product is annotated as 50S ribosomal protein L27. Gene Ontology annotation, molecular function: structural constituent of ribosome. Gene Ontology annotation, cellular component: mitochondrial large ribosomal subunit; ribosome. Gene Ontology annotation, biological process: translation. The transcript is spliced from 3 exons. The coding region runs from base 79 to 507 and encodes 142 amino acids. NCBI's taxonomy places the organism in Eukaryota, Metazoa, Arthropoda, Insecta, Diptera, Culicidae. The record is from RefSeq and is a predicted model, not a curated record.
UGUUUACAAGAGUAUGUUUACGUAAGCGAACGAGUUCGUUGGCCACCGGUUUAGUAAGAAUUUAGUUGUGAGCUUACCAUGAAUAACACGAUUCUGUGGCGAUUAAGUCGGAGUUCGACUAACAAUAGUCCUUUUAUGACUAUUUUCCGAAACGCUUCCAAGAAAACUGGGGGCAGUUCAAGGAACCCUCCCAAGAAUCCUCGGCCGAAACAUCGCGGUUGGAAAGUGCAGGAUGGACAUAACGUCUCAGCUGGAUCUAUAUUGGUCACCCAACGAACACCUCGUUUUCAUCCUGGAUUGAAUGUUGGACUGGGAAGGAACGGCACACUUUUUGCAAUGGAACAUGGAAAAGUUUAUGUCACAUGCGAACAACUUGAUCCAAACCUGGAACACACGUGGGUGCAACGUUGUUAUGCUGGCCGUGAAGGACAAACCAUCUAUAAGAAAUUUUUCAAUGUCGUUCCGGAGCUUCAGCACAUCCGUUUUAAGUUAGUCGAUGAAGUUUAAAUGAGUUCAAAAAUAAAGCAAACGACGUACAAUUAAAACGCAUAUUUUCUUUCCGAUUUUGUGAGGUUGGCUAGCGAGGAAAAUGUUGCUUGGCGUUCAUUGAAUUUAUUAGCAUUUGCCUCAAUAUUUUAGUAUUGCAGCUACGAUAGCAAUUAGAGUGCCAAUACCCUACACAUGCCCUGUAUUUUAUCUUUCUUCACUAUUUUCU